Molecule: messenger RNA, 2033 nt
Organism: Oreochromis aureus
Lineage: Eukaryota; Metazoa; Chordata; Actinopteri; Cichliformes; Cichlidae
Product: aldehyde dehydrogenase family 3 member A2-like
Exons: 11
Coding region: 138-1607 (489 amino acids)
Biological process (GO): aldehyde metabolic process
Cellular component (GO): cytoplasm
Molecular function (GO): aldehyde dehydrogenase (NAD+) activity
Source: RefSeq, a predicted model, not a curated record
UGUCAUGCAUGCCGUCCAUUUACUGCGAUCGUCAUUCCUGGGCUUGUUUUAACAUCACCUAGCGACAACUUUGCAGAUUGUAUCCAGUUGGAGGUUCAUACUUGAACUGGGUGGAGUGGAAUAGGGGCUUUUUAAGGAUGUCCCGACAACAACUGGCUGUGCAGCGGGCCAGGAAGUCCUUCCAGACGGGGAAAACCAAACCUCUGGAGAGCAGGAUCCACCAGCUGAGGAACCUGCUGCGCUUCGUUACAGAGAGACGGAAGGACAUAGCAGAGGCUGUCAAGAAGGACCUCAGCAAGAGUGAACACGGGACGGAGCUAUUUGAGACACUGGGAGUGGAGGGUGAGAUCAAGCUCGCUAUCGAGAAGCUAGCAGAGUGGGCAGCUCCUCGGCCAGUGGAGAAGAGCCUCCUCACUAUAUCGGAUGAGGUCUUCGUGCAUCCCGAGCCCCUUGGAGUGGUCCUCAUCAUUGGUGCUUGGAACUAUCCCUGGGCUGUCACCCUGCAGCCGCUGGUCGGAGCUAUUGCUGCCGGUAAUGCAGCAGUAAUAAAACCAUCUGAGGUCUGCUGUCACUCUGCUAAGGUCAUGGAGGAGCUCCUCCCUCAGUAUCUAGACAAGGACCUGUACCCAGUAGUGACCGGUGGAGUGCCAGAAACCCAGGAGCUGCUCAGGCAGAGAUUUGAUCACAUUUUCUACACGGGCAGCAGCGCAGUAGGCAAACUGGUGAUGGAAGCUGCAGCUCGCAACCUCACCCCAGUCACCCUGGAGCUGGGAGGGAAGAGCCCCUGCUACAUCGACAAGAACUGUGACAUCACUGUUGCGUGCCGUCGCAUCACGUGGGGAAAGUUUGUCAACUGUGGACAGACGUGUAUCGCUCCGGACUACGUCCUGUGUGACCCUUCCAUCCAGAACAGAGUACAGGAGGAGAUCAAGAACUGCAUCAAGGAGUUUUACACAGAUGAUCCAAAGACUUUUGAGGACUACGGACGGAUCAUCAACAAGCGGCAUUUUAAGAGAAUCAUGGCUCUCAUGGAGGGCAGCACAGUUGUUGUUGGUGGAGACUCUGAUGAAUCCCAGUGCUAUAUAGCUCCCACUGUGCUGAAGAACGUUACAGGCGAAUCCAAAGUGAUGAAGGAGGAGAUCUUCGGGCCACUGCUGCCCAUCAUCACAGUGAGCGGUGUGGAUGAGGCCAUCCAAUUUAUUAAUGAGAGAGAGAAGCCGCUGGUUAUCUAUGUCUUCUCCAAUGACAACAAGCUGAUCAAAAGAGUAAUAGCUGAGACAUCCAGUGGAGCUCUGCUGGCUAAUGACUGUCUGGUUCACUUUACUGUCAGCUCUCUGCCCUUUGGAGGAGUUGGUAACAGUGGUAUGGGCUGCUAUCACGGUCGCUACGGCUUUGACCAGCUCAGCCACAUGCGCAGCUGCCUAAUCAAACAGCUGAAGAUGGAAGGAGUGAACAGCAUGCGUUACCCCCCACACACUGCCAAGAAACUGGGCUGGGCUCGGUUCUUUCUGCUCAAGCAGAUCAAUUUGGGCAGGCUGCGUCGCAUGAUGCUGCUGGCUAUGUUUGUGGGCGUGGCAUCGUUUGUGGUGCAGAGGUUCCUGCGAUGAAGCUCAGCAGGUAGACGGCGCUGUGACCCGGUGCUGAGGCGAUCCCGGGACAGCCUCAUGGAUUAAUCGCCUGUAGCAGAACACAGCACUGCAGAUGUUUUAUGCUCUGUGUUAUUUCACUGAUAUUUGUUUUUCUUCUGUUAUUGUUGCAUCUCCUGUUACACGUUUAGCUACACUUUGAGUUGAAUUUUUUUACCUCAACAUCAUUUAAUUCUUUCUUUUCUGAGUUUAUAUAAACAUUCACUCUGAUUCUGCUGGUAGAUAUUGAAAUAACAAACCUGUCUGUGAUGCUGUGACUCUUUUAAGAAUAAAAUCAAAAUCACUGUUAACUCCUGCUAAAGUGAUAAGCCAGCAGGAUGCCAGUUCUCCGUGUUAAUGUCUGUUCUGUCUGCUGUUGAACAUCAAUAAAAAGUUAAUAGUCAGGCA